Messenger RNA from Fomitopsis serialis, 2631 nucleotides. RefSeq lists its product as uncharacterized. The record is from RefSeq and is a predicted model, not a curated record. Lineage: Eukaryota; Fungi; Basidiomycota; Agaricomycetes; Polyporales; Fomitopsidaceae. Bases 1 to 2631 code for a protein of 876 amino acids. The transcript is spliced from 11 exons.
AUGGCGCGACUGCGGAUGCGAGGUACUCUUACCCGCGUUCGCGUCAUGACGCGAACGCGGGUAACAUGCAGUCUCCGUUUGAGUCUGCGACUGCCUUCUGCCAGUCACCCUUACCCGCAAUCGCGCCAUGGCGCGAUUGCGGAUGAGUCCGCACAUCCAUUGCCUUGUUUGGCAAGUCCGAGCGCCCGCCCGAUCUCACAGGCACCCACCGACUUGCUCGUGUGCCACAGAGGGCAUGCAUCUGUGGUGUACCACAUCAUCCAUUACACCCUCCGCAUGCAGCGUCCAUUCCGUGUUGUGUCAAGCCCACCGCACCCUGGGGUGAUGUGCGUACCUGCGCAUGAAGACAGCCGACACGGAGAUUGUGCGCGCGUAAGGACUCGCUCGAGAGUGUGCAUCAAACCACCUGCCCGGGCUGUUGCUCGUAUUACUGGGUACGCCUCGAUGAUCAUUGCGGCACCCUAUCGGCACACUGUCCUUGUUUUCAUCGUCUACCCGCGCUUGCGCCACGGCGCGAACACAGGUACUGUGCACUGUUCUGAGAGACUCUCAGACGUACUUGUGAAUGCUCUUUACCCGCGAACGCGGGUUUUCUGGGACGUAAACGUAGAGUGCCAGGCAAUCAAGGAAUUUAAUUCAAAGGAUGCCCCUGGUAGGGUACUCCGAGUAUGUUAUCCGCAAUUGCGCCACGGCGCGAUUGCGGGUAAGAGUACACGCGUGCAGCGCGUGCGCGCCGUGUGGACUGGUCUGUCCGCACCGCUGCCGUUUCCACUGCCCAAUCCCACUGUCAAUCUUGCUCGCAUCACUAUGGUCGGUACCUACGACCUCCAACAAUUUGCGCUUGCUCAGUGCGCAUUCACCAUCAAUCACGCUGACCUCACGGACAACACGCGGAAAGCGGCUUUUGGCCGCGUGCACAACAUGUACAUUUUCACGGACUUACCGCCGCAGCCCAGCGAAUGGACCGCUAAGCAACUCAAGGCGCUCAACCGCCUGUUGCGUUCGUUGCUCAACAGCGCUGUCUCGUGGGACGCAUUCCAGUACAUCGUCCAGCACCACAUCCUGACCGACCCGUGGCUCAUGUCGCUGAAACAGUCAAAUCAAUAUGACCAGUUCCCCCUUGUGCUCGCGACCUGCUUCAAAUGGCAGUACCGGACCGCAGAGGGCAACUUCCCGAACACGAUGGAGGAAUACUUCAUGUGGAGGCGCAUACCGUACGUCACCCUCGAAGAGGACAGCUCGCGCGAGACCAGGAGCGCGUCUCUCGCGCUGUUCUUGAAGCAGUGGUGGAUCCGAAAGUCUAGGAAAGUCCCCUACACACAGAAAUUACAGGCCAUGGCGCAGGAAACGGUGCACCGGAAACUUGCAUCCUCACUGCAAUCGACACUGUUCAAGUUCACUGGCGCACGGCAUACAAUGCUCACGGCACUUCUGAGCACGGAACAUCUGCCUACGAGUCUUAGAACCCUCAGGGAAGCCUGGAAAAGUACAACAAAGGUAGUGCAUACGACGGAAUACGCACACAAUCUACGGGAUGACAUGCACAGACAGCCCUCCGCUCCGACUUGGUGCACGGUGGCGGGGCCGUGUCUCUCGCGCAAAAAGAGUACACCGGGCACUGGCAUUCACAAUAGCGAAGCCUGCGCCAGUGGUGCAUGGCGGCCGGGCCGUGUCUUUGUGCACGGAAAAUGCAGUGCACCAGAAUUCUCAUUGACACCGCAUGCGCCAAUGGUGCACGGUGGCGGGCCGUGUCUCUCGCGCAGAAAGAGUACACCGGGCACUUGCAUUUUUAUUCACACCGCAUGCGCCAGUGGUGCACGGCGGCGGGGCCAUGUCCGUUGUGCUUUGCAGAGGCUGUCUUGGGCCCUCCUGCUAAUGGAUCAUGCGCCGAUGGUGCACGGCGGCGGAGGCACGUCUGUCCGCCAUUACACUGAACACCAGGGCCUUCCUCUGAGCAUGCGCCAGUGGUGCACGGCAACGCGGCCUUCUCCUCACGUAGUACAGACCGGCCGCUUCUGCUCAUUAUGCAUUCCCCAGUGGUGCACGACAGCGGGGUGCACGACAGCGGGGUGCACGACAGCGGAACAUGCGCUCGCGCAUAUCGGUUGUCUCUGUCCACUACGGCGCACCGUGGCCCGGUGUGCGCCAGUGGUGCACGGCAGUGGGCCAGACCCGUUGCGCUCGGGCUCGGCACACACUGCCUUCCCUCGUCCGGUGUGCACCAUCGGUGCACAGCCCUCCGCAAUGUGCCCUCAGCUCGCAGAGGCUGUAUCAGGUCCUCCUGCUAACGGAGCAUGCGCCGGUGGUGCACUGCGGCGGAGGCACGUCUUUCCGCUGUUGUACUGGACACCAGGGCACUCCCUGAGCAUGCGCCAGUGGUGCACAGCGACGUGGCCAUGUCCUCAUGCAGUACAGUCCGUCCGCGUCUGCUCAUUAGGCAUGCACCAGUGGUGCACAACGGCGGAGCAUGCCCCGCCUGCUUCAGUAGUCUACGGUGCACCGUGGCCCGGUGUGCGCCAGUGGUGCACGGCGGGGCGACCUUGUGCUCUGGCCGUAGAUGUCCCUGCGGUGUGCGCCAGUGGUGCACGGCAGUGGGCCGAACCCGUUGCGCUCUGGCUCGGCAUCCACUGA